GUGUGUGCAUCGUGGAAGAAUUUAGUACUUAUACAUAAUAUAUCUCUGGCUGCUCGAUUAUGAAUCCUGAUAUUCAGGGAAAGAUAUUAAAAUUUGAAACAUUUAUCAAUGAAGUAUUAAAGGAGGAUCUUGCAAAGUUUCAAAAGAAACUCGAUGAUAAAAAUGAAGAUUUUGCUGAAUUCCUUCAGUUAAAGACUAUGAUAUCGACUAUUCAAAAUAAUCAGUUUAAUAAGGACGGCUUUAAAACUCAAGUAGAUAUUGGACAAAAUUUCUUUAUUGAAGCACACAUUCCCGAUGCUUCCACAAUUCUGUUGGAUAUUGGUUUAGGACAUUAUUUGGAAUUUUCGCUGAAUGAUGCUCUAGCUCUUAUCAAUCUUCGAAUGAAACUACUGGAACAACAGAUUACGCAUAUUCGUAAACAGGUAGCAAAGACAAAUGCUCACAUUAAACUGAUUCUCCUAGGGAUUAGAGAAUUGCAAGGUAUAAAGGACUGAAUAUGAAGUAUAUUUUGCUCUGUAUAAUUUAUCAAUAUUUCAUGUGUACAUAUUUCUAUA
Molecule: messenger RNA, 554 nt
Organism: Eufriesea mexicana
Lineage: Eukaryota; Metazoa; Arthropoda; Insecta; Hymenoptera; Apidae
Gene: Uxt
Product: Uxt prefoldin-like subunit
Exons: 2
Coding region: 60-494 (144 amino acids)
Biological process (GO): positive regulation of transcription by RNA polymerase II; negative regulation of transcription by RNA polymerase II
Cellular component (GO): mediator complex
Molecular function (GO): transcription corepressor activity
Source: RefSeq, a predicted model, not a curated record